This is a messenger RNA of Effrenium voratum, 1137 nucleotides long. The record is from the annotation of a GenBank genome assembly. NCBI's taxonomy places the organism in Eukaryota, Dinophyceae, Suessiales, Symbiodiniaceae.
AUGUCCACUAUCAAAAAGAUGAAGAUGCAGGCGCUCCAGAAAGGUGCUGCGAAAACGACCCAAUGUGCGUAUCAGCGUCAGGGCGACGGAGAGAAAGCCAUGAAAAAAGACGGUGAGGCUUUGCGGGUUGCGUGCCUGGGAGCCGGUUAUUUUGCCCGUUUUCACUACGAGGCUUGGCAGGGUCUACAGCGCGUCAGGCUUGUCGGCGCCUGCGACCGCGACCUGGAAAAGGCGAGGGCGACAGGUUUUCCCGCGUUCGAUGAGUUGAAAACGAUGUUGAAGAUGGCGCGGCCGGAUCUGCUCGACAUUGUCACACCGCCGCAGACCCACCUUGCAGCCAUUCGCAUGGCAAUAGACAAUGGCGUCAAGGCACUCAUUUGCCAGAAACCGUUUUGCAACUCGAUCGAAGAGGCAAGAGAGGCCGUUCAACUGGCUGAAGCAGCGGGCAUUCCUCUUGUCGUCCACGAGAAUUUCCGGUUCCAGCCCUGGUAUCGCGCAAUUAGACAGGCGCUUGACGACAAGCUUGUCGGUGAUUUGCUGCAGGUCACAUUCCGCCUGCGCACCGGCGACGGGCAGGGGCCGGAAGCGUAUCUGGACAGGCAACCCUACUUCCAGCAGAUGCCGAGGCUGCUCAUUCACGAAACGGGCGUUCACUGGAUCGACACAUUCCGUUAUCUGCUCGGUGAACCCGACGCGGUCUACGCGGAUCUGCGAAAGCUGAACCCGGUGAUUGCCGGGGAGGACGCCGGGUACUUCAUUUUCGACUAUCCGAACGGUGCCCGGGCGUUGUUUGACGGCAACAGGCUGCUCGAUCACGCCGCUGAAAAUUGCAGGACGACUCUCGGAGAAGCGCUUGUGGAGGGAACAUUGGGAACGCUCAGUCUUGCUGGAGACGGUUCCGUGCGAUUGCGGUCUUUCGGCUCGACGGAAGAGAAGGUGCUGUUGGCCGCUCGAAAGUGGCAGGGCUUCGGAGGUGACUGUGUCAAGAAUCUGAUAUGUCACGUAGUUGAGGGUCUUCUUGACGGCAAGCCGUUGGAGAACGAGGCAAGGGACUAUCUCAAGGUGAUUGCGAUCGAACGGGCACUCUACCGUUCUGAUCGCGAAGGCAUGAAAAUCCGGGAGUUCGAAAGUGCUUGA